UAUCACUAGACUUCACUACUUGGGAAGCCUAUACUCAGUGUUUCAACAAGAAUUCUCAGAUCCUUGCAGUGUUCUUCCCUUGGUUAUCGUUUAUGUCAUUUCCCACUGUUUCUCUGCAACGCGUUUUUAGUUUUCCGCUUCUGCCGCUCAAGAAUUUCAACUGGCAUCUGACAUUUGCUCGCCUCUUCAGUAGCAGGAGUCAUUACGGUAGAAUUUCGGCAGAGUCUUUCUACACGUCCCUUCUCGAAAAAUCUACUCACAUAAUCCAUCUCAGGCAAAUUCACUGCCAAUUAUACACGCACGGCCUGCAGAACAACGGUUUCAUAGUCACUAAGUUGAUCCAUGUCACUUCAAACCUCAAAGAAAUACACUAUGCUCGCCACCUGUUUGAGGAAUUCCCUGACCAGUAUGUUUUCUUGUGGAAUGCAAUUAUCAGGGGGUAUUCUAUGCAUAACAUUUUCGAUAAAGUUGUUGAAAUGUACUCACGAAUGCGGCAGGCCUUUGUGAGUCCGGAUACGUUCACAUUUCCUCAUGUACUCAAAGCUUGUGGUAGCUUAUUGGCUAAACGUUAUGGUCGGGCAGUUCAUGCGCAGAUUUUUAGACAUGGACUAGAAGAAGCUGUGUUUGUGCAAAAUGGGCUCUUAUCGUUUUAUGUGAAGUGUGACGACAAUAAUCAUGCUCGGAUUAUUUUUUAUGGAUUGAAAAAUAGGGAUGUUGUUUCGUGGACUUUGAUUAUCUCGGGGUAUGCCCAAAAUGGGCAGUACAUGGAGGCUUUGAGUAUGUUUAGAGACAUGAGAGGAUCAGAUGUCAAGCCUGAUUGCAUAGCUUUGGUUAGUGUUUUGAAGGCCUAUUCUGAUGUGGAGGAGUUAAAUCAGGGAAGAUGUCUUCACAGUUUGGUGAUUAAAAUGGGACAUGAAUUUGAGCCUGACUUGCGAAUAGCGCUUACUUCUUUGUAUGCAAAAUGUGGACAAGUGACUGCUGCAAAAUCAUUGUUUGAUCAGAUGAAGUUCGGCGAUGUAAUUCUCUGGAAUGCCAUGAUCUCGGGCUUUGCUAAAAAUGGUCAUGCUAAUGAAGCGUUAGAGCUUUUUACGGAGAUGAUAUCCAAAAGCAUCCAGCCUGAUGCUGUGACUAUACAAUCCUCUGCCUUGGCUUCUGCCCAACUGGGUUCACUCGACCAAGCUAGAUGGAUGGACAAUUAUGUUAAAAAUAGUAAGCUGGGAGGUGAUGUUAUUGUUAGCACUGCACUCAUUGAUAUGUAUGUGAAAUGUGGAAGUGUAGAGUUGGCUCGUGAUGUAUUUAACCGGACUGUAGAUAAAGAUGUAGUGGUUUGGACUGCUAUGAUAAUGGGAUAUGGCCUACAUGGAUGGGGAAGAGAAGCCAUUAAUCUUUUCAAUGAGAUGAAGGAUGCGGGGGUCCACCCUAAUGAUGUGACAUUUCUCGCCCUCAUUACAGCUUGCAGUCAUUGUGGUCUUGUAGAAGAGGGGUGGGAAUUCUUCAUCAGCAUGAAAGAUUAUGGUAUUAAGCCUUGCCAAAAACAUUAUGCUGGUGUAGUCGACUUGUUAGGCCGAGCAGGCUACUUGGAAAGAGCAUACAAUUUCAUCAUGACCAUGCCUGUUGAACCAGGUGUUUCAGUUUGGGGAGCUCUCUUGAGUGCAUGUAAGAUCCAUCGCAGUGUGACACUUGGUGAAUAUGCUGCUGAGAAACUUUUCAAUUUGGACCCACUAAAUACAGGACAUUAUGUGCUGCUGUCGAAUCUUUAUGCUUCAGCCCGCAUGUGGGGUGGUGUUGCAAAAGUUCGAGUACUGAUGAAAUCAAAAGGAUUAAACAAAGACUUAGGAUAUAGUGUGAUUGAGAUUGAUGGGAAGCUUCAGGCUUUCCGAAUAGGAGACAAGUCUCAUCCAAGAUCAGAUGCAAUAUAUAAAAAGCUCGAGUGGUUGGAGAUGAGGUUAUUGGAGUCUGGAUUUGCCCCAGAUACAGAAUCUGCUUUGCAUGAUUUGGACAAAGAAGACAAAGAGGUGACUUUAUGUAAUCAUAGUGAGAGACUGGCGAUUGCCUAUGGGCUCAUCAGUACCAGUCCUGGAACUACACUUAGGAUAAUCAAGAAUUUGCGGGCGUGUGUGAACUGCCAUUUGGCAACCAAAUUAAUAUCAAAGUUUGUUAAUAGGGAGAUAGUUGUCAGAGAUGCAAACCGGUUUCAUCAUUUCAAGGAUGGAACCUGCUCGUGUGGAGAUUAUUGGUAAAAAUGUAACUUCUCUUGUGGUUUAUAACAAGCCUUGUCUUCAGAAAUGUCUCAGAGUUCAAUAACAAAUAAAGAUGAAGCAGGUAUGUGGUUAAAAUUUCAA
This is a messenger RNA of Sesamum indicum (sesame), 2342 nucleotides long. It is a transcript of the gene MEF22, whose product is annotated as mitochondrial editing factor 22. Lineage: Eukaryota; Viridiplantae; Streptophyta; Magnoliopsida; Lamiales; Pedaliaceae. Gene Ontology annotation, molecular function: zinc ion binding; protein binding. The record is from RefSeq and is a predicted model, not a curated record. Gene Ontology annotation, biological process: mitochondrial mRNA modification. Gene Ontology annotation, cellular component: mitochondrion.